AAACCACAAUUAUCUUUUUUUGAGUUGUUCAGAGCAAAACGGAACAUUGCAGAAAGAUGCUGAAACAAAAAAUCUCACCACCGGUCUUUCGCCUCCUCCGUCGUCUCUCCACCACCGCCGCCGCCAGAUUCUCUCUUAACCUCCCGAAACUCGAACCCUCAAACGACGCCGAACUAAUCUCCCAAAUCCUCGUGACCAAUCACAACCCUUUCCACUUCACAGAAUCAUCUCUGCAGCUCAACGGAAUCUCCCUCUCUCCUCACCUCAUCAACCAAACCCUCCUCCGCCUCCGCCACAACUCCAAAAUCGCCCUCUCCUUCUUCCAAUACCUCCGCUCCUUACCUUCGACAACGACAACACUCGCCUCCUUCAACCUCAUCAUCGACAUCCUCGGAAUAGUCCGCCAAUUCGACGUCGCUCGACAGCUAAUCGUCGAGAUGGAGCAGCAGGAGAACCUCAAACCUUCCUCGGAGACGUUCCUCAUCCUCGUCAAGCGUCUAAUCGCCGCCGGACUCACUCGCCAAGCCGUCCGAGCUUUCGACGACGCGCCUUGCUUCCUUGAGAACCGUCUCGGCGUCGACGAGUUCGCGUUUCUCCUCGACACGCUUUGUAAAUACGGACACACGAAGUUAGCCGUUGGGGUUUUCAACGAACGCAAAUCUGAGUUCGGAUGCGACGAGAAGGUUUACACGAUUCUGAUCGCCGGUUGGUGUAAGCUGCGGAGGAUCGACAUGGCGGAGAGAUUCUUAGCGGAGAUGAUCGGAUCCGGGAUCGAGCCUAACGUCGUGACGUACAACGUUCUGCUCAACGGGAUCUGCCGGACGGCGAGUUUGCAUCCCGAGGAGAGGUUCGAGAGGAAUGUGAGAAACGCCGAGAAGGUGUUCGAUGAAAUGCGUGAGAGAGGAAUCGAACCUGAUGUCACGAGCUUUUCGAUCGUGCUUCAUAUGUACAGCAGAGCUCAUAAGUCCGAGCUGAGUUUGGAUAAGCUGAAACUCAUGAAGGCUAAAGGGAUUAGCCCCACGACGGAAACGUACACUUCCGUUGUGAAGUGUCUAUGUUCUUGUGGGAGGUUGGAGGAAGCUGAGGAGCUGCUUGAAGCAAUGGUGGGAGAUGGGAUAAGCCCUUCUUCCGCUACAUACAAUUGUUUUUUCAAAGAGUACAAAGGAAGAAAAGAUGCUACCGGGGCGAUGAAUCUGUAUAAGAAGAUGAAAGAUGGAUUGUGCAAGCCGAAUACGAACACUUAUAAUGUUCUGUUGGGUACGUUUAUAAACUUGGGCAAGAUGGAGAUUGUGGGAGAGAUUUGGGAUGAUCUUAAAGGAAGCGAAACGGGUCCGGAUUUGGAUUCGUACACUUCGUUGGUUCAUGGGUUGUGUGGGAAGGAUAAAUGGAAAGAGGCUUGUGGGUACUUUGUGGAGAUGAUAGAGAGAGGUUUCUUGCCGCAGAAGCUAACGUUUGAGACGUUGUAUAAAGGGUUAAUACAGUCUAAUAAGUUGAGGACUUGGAGGAGGUUGAAGAAGAAACUCGAUGAGGAAUCUAUCACCUUUGGAUCUGAGUUUCAGAGAUAUCCUUUUGAGCCUUACAAGAGAUGAUGAGACUGACUCGUUUUGUUUAAUCAAAAAUCUGGUUCUAGACUGUUGUUUUUCUUUGUUAAACUUAAAACACAUGUAUAAUCUGGCCAUGUUACAAGGUCAUAAUUAUAUUUUACUUAGAAUGGUUUACAAAUGCGAUGAUUAUUAUAUGUGCAUGUCC
Molecule: messenger RNA, 1749 nt
Organism: Brassica oleracea var. oleracea
Lineage: Eukaryota; Viridiplantae; Streptophyta; Magnoliopsida; Brassicales; Brassicaceae
Product: pentatricopeptide repeat-containing protein At2g13420, mitochondrial
Exons: 1
Coding region: 57-1589 (510 amino acids)
Molecular function (GO): protein binding
Source: RefSeq, a predicted model, not a curated record